Messenger RNA from Zygosaccharomyces rouxii, 336 nucleotides. RefSeq lists its product as uncharacterized. Bases 1 to 336 code for a protein of 111 amino acids. NCBI's taxonomy places the organism in Eukaryota, Fungi, Ascomycota, Saccharomycetes, Saccharomycetales, Saccharomycetaceae. The transcript has a single exon. The record is from RefSeq and is a predicted model, not a curated record.
AUGGCUGAAGGUCUCUGCUAUGAAGAACUAAUAGAUCAUAUAAUUGCCAAUAAACCGAUUCCAAACGUUGUACAAGUUCCUGAAGUAACGUACGAUGAGUCUGAAAGGACUCAUUCAGAGUUGAAGCCAAGGCCUAAGCCAUGGGAAAUGCAGGAGAAGGUAGAGGAAGCACCGCUAGUAAAUGAACCAUUACAGGAUCCAUCACAACUGCCCUCUAAUAUACGGCUGUCCGAAGAACUACGAGCUUUAACACGAUCUCAAAGCAUAGAGAGCCUUUCUAAUUACUACGCUAGGGAGGCAGAGCUGGACGCUGCUUUGGAAAAUGAUAAUCGAUGA